CCCUCGUCACUAAUUACACCCUUGACGUGCUUAGUCCGCCCGUGAAUCACGCCCACGCCCGCCACGAAGAAGGUGCGGGCUCGAGAGGGCGAUUCUGUGACUCUGACCUGUAGGACUCGAGGCCACCCACGCCCCCAGGUUGCGUGGGUUGGCGACCAAGGGAAAGUCCUGACGGAGGAAGAGAUGGCAAGGAGUGGCUUCGACCUGCAGGAGGAAGGGGAGUCCCUCGUGGUCAAGAAGGUGGACGGGGCUCACGAAGGGCGUUACACCUGCAUCGCCUCCAACACGGCUGGGUCUGCCGAGGAGACCUUCAACAUGCAGGUCUUGUUGCCCCCUGUGAUUCAGAUUCCAGAGCAAGGGGCAGUGUUAGGCGUAGUACAAGGUUCCUCUGUCACACUCACCUGUAUCGUGGACGCCAGACCCCCAGCCACGCUGUCAUGGCAAAAGAAUGGACAAACUCUAGACAGCAACCGAGACCCCUUCCUACACGUAACUGCAGGAGGUGAAUCUCUAAGUUUCCUGAGAGUGCAGCCACAACACGCUGCUAACUACACCUGCGUUGCCUCCAGUGCUGCGGGACAGGAUUCUCUUACUUACGAUCUCAAUGUGAAUGUCCCACCCGUGAUCAUUGAGGACAUGGUAGAAAACGUGCUAGGAGGCGGCGUGGGCGGAGACACUAUGGGCAUCGUCGGCGGCGAGGUGGACCUGGAGUGCUACACCAUAGGCACGCCCACGCCCACGCUCUCCUGGGAGAAGGAUGAGGAGGGAGUCGAGCUGAGUGACCGCAUCUCGCUGCUCGAGAACGGCCAGGUGUUGAGGCUCAAGUCGGCCAUUACUGAGGACUCGGGGCGCUACACCUGCACGGCCUCGUCUCCUUCAGGAUCGGCGUCGAGGGACUUCGUUGUCGUUAUUCAUAGUCCCCCCCGGAUCAUCCCCCCGCGAGAGACAAACCUCGAAGUGGUUCUGCACCAGCCUGUCGCCCUGACGUGUGAGGCGGAGAGCUCGCUUACUCCCGCCGUGUCGUGGUCUCGGCACGGUCGACCAGUCACGCCCUACGUCGAUCCGAAUCUCCAGGUGAGGGCAGGGGGUCGGGAACUACACUUGCGCCGAGUACGUGAAGGUGACGGGGGCGCCUUCACCUGCAUCGUGAUGAACAGCGCGGGACAGGAUACCCUCACCUACACUCUCACUGUACAGGUGCCGCCCGUGAUCCAGCGCGCCAACGUGAGACGGCAGGUGGUGGGCGUGGCGGGUCAGUCGACGGACCUGCUGUGCGAGGCGACCGGCAACCCCCCGCCCACGCUGGCCUGGACGCGAGGCAACACACUCAUCACCCCGGAACACCCUCAUUACCAGGUCAUGAACGGGGGCGCCAGGCUUCAGGUCCGGGAGCUGACACGGGAGGACACGGGCGUAAUAACGUGCACAGCUACGAAUCCAGCGGGGAAAGAUACCCUCAGUUACACACUCCAGGUUUAUGUUCCCCCAAGUGUCGACGAGGACGCAGCCAAGGAGAUGACAGUGAAGGAGGGAAACAGCGUGGUAUUGGAGUGUCCUGUCACAGCCUUCCCUGCCCCUUCGAUCCUGUGGUCCGUGGGCGGCACCGUCGUAGGCCACGGCGGGCGGCGGAACGUGGAUCUGGGCUCGGACGGGCGUUCCUUGAGGAUCGUGCGGGCGGGAAGCGAAAACGCGGGCGUCUACACCUGCACUGCAUCCAACACUGCAGGCGUGCUUGAUGUCGAGGUUGCUCUGCGGGUCUUGGUCCCCCCCCAGAUCGCCAGAGGAAAUGGGCGUGGCCAGGUGGCGGACGGCGAGGAGGAGCUGGUGGCCGUGAUGGAAGGAGGUCACGUGGCCCUCCAGUGCAUUCUGCUGAAGGGGACGCCGACGCCGACGAGGCAGUGGUUCGUGGGGCCAGAGCUCGCCGAGCCGGUUCAUACUGUGGUCGGCAACGGAGAACAGCUGGUGAUCACACGAGCAGAGGAAGAGGACUCGGGUCAGUACAGGUGCAUAGCGGAGAAUCCAGCUGGUUCGGCCAUCAAGUUGUACCAACUGGUUGUCCAGGCGGCUCCGAGAAUCAACGUGACUGCAUUGCCUCCUCACAUCACAGUGCUCUCUCCUGGUGAUACAGGGUCGGGUCUAUUACCUGCUGACGGCCGGCCACGUCACAGCCACGUCAGCGCAUCAGCCACUUCGUCAGAGGACCAGACGCUCAUUCUCACCUGUCCGGUUACAGGAUAUCCUCCUCCUCGACGCCUCUGGUACCAGGGAUCGCAGGCUCUCGUGUCCUCCUCAAGAGUCCUCGUGGGGACUGGAGGGCGUGACCUGACCUUGGUGGGCGUAGGACCCAGGGACGCGGGAACGUACGUGUGUGUGGCUGUGAACCCUGCAGGAGAGGCUCAGCUGAGUACUGCUGUUGUGGUCGUUGCUCGUCCGGAACUCGAAGGCGAGGCUGAAGUCGAAGUCGCAGUCGUGGAAGGCCAGGACGUCAGUUUCGAAUGCAAGGUCAAGACGAACGGGCGCAGUUCGGCCGCCCACGCCCCGUACAACAUCACGUGGAUGAAGGAUGGGCAGGCGCUUCCUCGCAACGAGGUCCCGCAGACGAGGUCCUUUGAGCGCCUGCUGAUGGGUCGCCGACCGCUCCCUCCGUUGGAUUACUACUACGAGGGCGAGGAAGACUUCAGCUACGCCGAGGACGUGUCCCUCCUGCUGCAGGACUACCUCGAAGGAGUGAGUGCGGAGGCCACGUCGCCCCCGGCCACAACCCCCGAGCCCACGGACGCCAGCGGGGAGGCGCCUCUAGACGGGUGGCGGGAGUGGCGCGGCGGCAGGAACGGGACGACGCGCUACCACACCUUCGGCGGCGGAACCAGACUCAGGGUGAGCCGCGUGACGGAGCGCGACGAAGGGGCUUACACGUGCGUGGUGACCAACCUCGCCGGCGCCACCACCAGGACCUUCCAACUCGACACGCUAGUGCCCCCGGACAUCGACACCAUCCAGGAGGUGAAGGACCACGAGGCAGCCGUCGGGGAACCUGUCGUGUUCGAGUGCGACGCCCGUGGAGAUCCGCCCCCUGAGGUGACGUGGUAUCGAGGGUCGGCUCCGUUGGAACACCACUCUCGUUUGCAACUACUGGAGGAAAACCAUGUCCUUAUCAUUACGUCUAUUCAGGAAGGAGACGGCGGAGAGUACACGUGCCUGGCCACCAACCUCGCCGGCCUGAUGGAGGAGACUUUCCGACUGCACGUGUUAGUACCUCCGCGAAUAGCAGGGGGCGAGGAGCAGGCCGUGCCAGUGGUGAGCGGCAGAUCUGUGGAGCUCGAGUGCGAGGCUCAAGGACAACCUGAGCCCGACCUCAUCUGGACCUUCGAGGGAGAACCUGUUACGGAAAGCGAGGACCUGGUCCUCGACGGUAACACUUUGAUCAUUGAUAGAGUGAAACUGUCUCAAGCUGGAGUCUACGAGUGCGCGGCCACGAACUCGGUCGGUCAGGAUGCCAGGCGCUUUGUUGUCAGCGUCACAGAGGCUCCCUUCAUCGCGGGCGGGCUGGCCGAGGAGACGAUCACGGUGGUCGAGGGUGAGUCUGCCGCCCUUCACUGCGUCGCGUCAGGUCACCCGGAGCCGCUCGUGACCUGGAUGAAGGAGGGCGUCGGCAUGCGGAUGGACGAGCGCGUGAGUGUGUCGUGGGGCGGGCGGUCUCUCCUGCUCCAGUAUGUGGGCGAGGAAGACUCCGGACGAUACACCUGCGUCGCGUCCAACCUCGCUGGGAACCACACCAAGGAUUUCCGCGUCCAAGUCCUGCGUCGCCCGCAGCUGGUCGAUGCACCUGAGGAAGUGGUAGCAGUGGUGGGCGAGAUCGUGAACGUCGUGUGUGCCUUCGAAGCUUAUCCGCGACCCAAGAUCAGCUGGCAGUUCGAAGGCGCCCCUGUUGACGGCGAGGAUAGCGUGCUACCCUCAGGAGUCCUUCAGAUAUCCCCCGUGGGUCCCGAGCAUGCGGGGAACUACACCUGCUUCGCUAACAACGAGGCGGGCAGUGCCAACCACACCCUCACCCUCACUGUGCAAACCCCGCCGUGGGUCGAAGUGGGUCAGGCGCGGAAGGUGGUGGUGAGCGGCGAGAGCGCGACCCUGGAGUGCAAAGCCGGAGGCGUUCCCGCGCCCACCAUCACCUGGCUCAAGGGACACCAGGUCGUGAGUCGAGGAGUUGAAUUCGAGCCGGAUGAAUCAGGCUCUCUGUACGUACCUUUCGUGACACCCGACUUGGCUGACACAUACGUAUGUACGGCUCGGAGCUCUGCAGGAUCAGCACAUGCACACACGGAGCUGGUGGUACAAGAGUCUCCUGUGGUCUUCGGCGCCGAGGACGAGGUCGUCGCCGCGGUAGGUCAGCAGGUCGUCCUCAGGUGCGAGGUGUCAGGGCAGCCCACUCCGGCCGUGACCUGGACGCGACCCAACCACGCCAACACGCCCGUCACGCCCGAAGACCCGCGUGUACAGUUGACGGACGACUCUCUCAUCAUCAUGCCGGUCGCCGUGGAGGACAUGGGCCUCUACCAGUGCACAGCGACCAACCCAGCCGGCCAAGACAGCGCCUUCAUCACCCUCACCGUGCACUCUCCUCCGUCAGUCAGCGAGCCCCUGACGGAAUUCGUCAACGUGGUCCGCGGCGAACCCCUUACCUUAGGGUGCACGGGCGCCGGCUACCCUCCCCCCCGCACCACAUGGAUUAAGGAAGGCCGCACCCUUACUGAGAAUGCCGCCCUCACCCUAGCGACGACCGGCGACCUCGUUAUCUCCAACACUAAGGCCUCAGACUCCGGUUUAUACAUCUGCCUCGUGACCAACGCUGCAGGCCGUCUGUAUCGUGAGGUAACAGUGGUCGUGCAGGUUCCGCCUCGCUUCUCGGUCCUGCCACGCACCCAGCAGGUCACGCGCGGAGACAGGUUCGAGCUUGAUUGCGAGGCUGUUGGCACUCCUGUUCCGACCAUCAGGUGGCUCCUUAAUGGCACUCAGGUUGCGGGCGUGGGUCAGUCCCGAGGGGGGAGGGGGAUCCUCGUGGUGGAGAAAGCAGCCAAGACGGACGAGGGAACGUACACCUGCAUCGCCGAGAACGCAGCGGGUCACAGGAAGGCCGUCGCGGGCAUCAGGGUCAAAGUUCCGCCCGUGAUCAUGUACGCCCCCGAAGAAAUGACCGUCCUGGAACUCAACGCCGUGACCUUGACCUGUGUCGCUGAGGGUGACCCCGCCCCCGCCACCACCUGGACCAAGGAAGGUCAUUCUGUUCACUCGUCUGACCGGGUGCAUCUCAUGGACAACGGGUCACUGGUGAUCGACUCGUCGCAGGCCUCCGACGCGGGCGAGUACAAGUGCGUGGUGAGCAACGACGCGGGCGCAGCGGAGGCCACCGCCCACCUCGUGGUCCACACCCCGCCCAUGCUCACGCGCCCGCCCGUCAGCAAGGUGGUGGAAGUGGGGGGCACCGUCGUGUUUGACUGCGAGGCGGAGGGAUCGCCGCUCCCCGAGAUCCAGUGGAGUGUGAGUCCCGGGGAGAUGCACGUCAGGUACAUCCGCCUCACCAACGGGUCCCUACAGCUUAUAGCGGCCCAGAUCGAGGACGAAGGUCACGUGAUCUGCCAAGCCUACAACGAACUAGGAGAGGACCUCGCCAAAGCUGACCUCAGUGUCAAAGUGUCGGGCAUGUGGGCCUCGUGGGGUCCUUGGACGUCGUGCAGCGUAUCUUGCGGACCGGGCCAGCAGACGAGGCGCCGGCUGUGCAAUGCCCCUGCCCCACGACACGGAGGCGCCCCCUGCCCUGGAGACGAGGCCCAUACCCGACCCUGCCGACCUCAGCCGUGCCCGCUCGAUGGCAACUGGUCACCGUGGGAUCCUUGGGGCGAGUGCAGCGUGACGUGUGGUUCGGGCGUGAGAGUGAGGACGAGGUACUGCUCGGCCCCCGCCCCCCUGUAUGGUGGUCGUCCCUGCGAUGGAAAUGCCGCCGAGGAGGACCCCUGUUCCCUGAGGGACUGCCCAGUGUCCGGAGGGUGGGGCGAGUGGACGGCGUGGUCCGACUGCAGCGCCACCUGCGGCCAGGGCCUCCGUCAGCGCACGCGUCUCUGCGACUCGCCUCCUCCUGCUGCCGGGGGGGCGCACUGCCAGGGGGACGGCCUCGAGGUCACGCCCUGCUCCAACCCGCCCUGUCUGCUGGACGGCAACUGGGGCACGUGGGCGGCGUGGAGUGUGUGCAGCGUGUCGUGCGGCGGGGGCGUGAGGCGGCGGGAGCGGGCGUGUGAUGACCCUCCCCCCUCACACGGCGGAAGAUACUGCCCCGGCUCAAACAACCUCGAGGACUACUGCAACCUGGACAUGUGCCCCGUCAAUGGCGGCUGGUCGUCGUGGUCGUCGUGGGGGUCGUGCACGGCGACCUGCGGCGGCGGCCAGAGGAGGCGCUUCCGCACGUGCGACAACCCGGGUCCGUCGCAGGGUGGGCGGGCGUGCACGGGGCCGGACACCGACUCGGAGGCCUGCAACACGGCCAAGUGCCCCGUGAACGGCGCGUGGGGUUCCUGGAGCGAAUGGUCACCGUGCAGCAUGACCUGUGGCCUCGGAAUGCGGGUCAGGUCACGACUUUGCAACAACCCCUACCCUGGCUUCGGUGGCGCCCCUUGUCUAGGAGAGGAACGCGAGACCACCAGCUGUGAGGGCGACACGUGCGAGGUCCUGCCCACGCUAGCCAAGGGGACGGUCAUAGGCGAGCUGAACGGGGAGGACCUGGGUAUCGUGUCCCUAGUCUCGAACGUCAGUACCCUGGGCAUGCAGCGUACCGUCACCACCAGAGUCAGUCCUCUCAUUCCAAAACACGCCACUUGGUUGACCCCGCUGCUAGCUGUUGCGUCCCCCGUAUACUGGACCUCGGCUUAUGAGGUCAACGGCGCCGCCAAUGGACACUCGCUCACCAAGGGCUUCUUCAGGAGGGAGGCGCACGUAGCCUUCGCCACAGGCGAGACCGUGGACAUGACUCACGUGGUAAGGGGAGUGGACGCCAACGGGGCCCUGCUAGUGGACGUACAGCUAACAGGACACGUGCCUUAUCUGCCUCCGGGCUCCCUUAUCACUCUCCAGCCCUACAAUGAGGACUACGUUCAGACUGGCGGUGGUUCAGUCUUCGCCACUUCGACCCGCACCUUCACCCUGGACGGCUACCACCUCCCAUACGCCUGGAACCAGACUAUUUCGUACGACGCUGAGCUCGGGAUGCAGCCUUACCUCGUGCAGACCCUUCAUGCUGCUGGUCUAGGGUCUGCGUACAGAACGAGCCAGGCCGAGUUGGACGUGAUCGUGUCAGCCUCCAUCUCUCCGGCGUCGAACAGCGGCACUUGUCCCUCCGGCUUCACCCUCGACUCGUCAGGCCCUUACUGCCGCGACAACGACGAGUGCCUGGCGUCCACGAGCCGCUGUUCCCACGGCUGCACCAACACCAUCGGGAGCUAUUCCUGCGACUGCAACCCUGGCUACACGCUGGGUCCUGAUGGAUACACGUGCCAAGACGUAGACGAGUGUUCAAUGGCCGGAGUCUGCGGGCCGCUCGAGAACUGUGCUAACACCCCAGGCUCUUACACCUGCACAUACAACUGCCGCCCUGGACUCAAGAGGACUGCCUCGGGUACAUCGUGUGAAGACAUAAACGAAUGCACGGAGACGCCAGGAGUGUGUGACCAGACGUGCCUCAACCUCAUCGGGGGAUAUAGGUGCGACUGCAGGAGGGGAUUCAGGCUCGUGGGCCAGAGUCGCUGCGUCGACAUUGACGAGUGUUCGCAGUUCCGAUCCCCGUGUACCCAUGGCUGUGAAAAUACCGUGGGUUCUUUCAGGUGCUCUUGUCCCGAAGGUCACAUGCUCUUGCCCAAUGGUCGCUGUAAAGAUAUCAACGAAUGUGCAACGUAUCAACACGACUGUCUGGAGGAGCAAGAGUGUCGGAACACGGAGGGAUCUUACAUUUGCAUAACACACUGUCCGAAUGGCCUCAAGAACGCAGACAACGGCACGUGCAAAGACAUAGACGAGUGUGCAGAGCAGAUAUCAGGAUGUCACUUUACCCAGACCUGCUCAAACACUUGGGGGUCUUACCACUGCACUUGCCCCAGGGGUUUCAGCUCGUCAGGACCAGGGCAGCCUUGUUUAGAUGUGAAUGAGUGCCUGGCCUCCCCCCCUCCGUGCAAGUACCAGUGCCACAAUCUGCGGGGAACAUACGAGUGCAUUUGCGGUCCUGGUGAACAGCGGCUGCCGGACGGGAAAUCCUGCGUUGGGCUUCAGUACCUGGAGGAGGAGGCCGGUCGGGUCGCCCUCCCGCCGCGUCGAACGAGACUCCGACCCGAGCCGGGCUAUCCGACCUCCGAGUUCCAGGAACGCCUCCUGCACGCCAUCUACAGCCGAAGGCGCUGUCGGGAGGGAUUUGAGCUCGAGGACGAUGAGUGUCGAGACGUCAACGAAUGCACGCUGCCAGAGAGAUGUCAACACAGGUGCGAGAAUACCAUCGGGAGUUUCAUGUGCUUGUGUCCCCCGGGGUAUCGACUUAAUGCAAACAGAAGAACGUGUGAUGAUAUUAACGAGUGCCGCGAGCAGGACGUGCAGUGUGGAAGAGACCAACUCUGCUUCAACCUCCGGGGUUCGUACAAGUGUGUGUCCGCGCCCUGCCCGCCCGAGUACCAGAGAGACCCAGCCACCGGCUCGUGCAUCCUGGACUGCCGGUGGGGUAAGAACAUCUGCCCCCCUGGCGUGACUUAUGCCCACAUCCUGGCAUUCAAGACGGCAUCUCUCCCAGCCGGAAUUCAGGCCUACCAGGAUCUUGUGCGUCUCAUGGCCUACGACCAGCAUGGCAGCCUCGUCCCGCAGACGCUGUUCAGUAUUAUCGAGAACGAAACAGGUGUCGCCUUCAGAAUUCGCUUGGAGGGUGGCAAAGGUAUACUGAGUACACUGGAUCCUCUUGCAGCAGGUCGAGAGUACAGGUCAGUAUCCCGCGUCCAGAAGGUCUUAGAUGUUAAAAAAAAAAAAAAAAAAAAAAAAAAAAAAAAAUCAGUGUGUAGCCACGACCCCAAGAUAGGCAUGUUUAUAGCCCGGUGACUUAUUUGCUACACA
Penaeus chinensis is the source of this 9129-nucleotide messenger RNA. Its product is annotated as hemicentin-1-like. The transcript is spliced from 61 exons. NCBI's taxonomy places the organism in Eukaryota, Metazoa, Arthropoda, Malacostraca, Decapoda, Penaeidae. Gene Ontology annotation, biological process: dendrite self-avoidance; homophilic cell-cell adhesion; axon guidance. The record is from RefSeq and is a predicted model, not a curated record. Gene Ontology annotation, molecular function: calcium ion binding; cell-cell adhesion mediator activity. Gene Ontology annotation, cellular component: plasma membrane; axon. Bases 184 to 9114 code for a protein of 2976 amino acids.